Molecule: messenger RNA, 2290 nt
Organism: Varanus komodoensis (Komodo dragon)
Lineage: Eukaryota; Metazoa; Chordata; Lepidosauria; Squamata; Varanidae
Gene: CFAP45
Product: cilia and flagella associated protein 45
Exons: 11
Coding region: 536-2062 (508 amino acids)
Source: RefSeq, a predicted model, not a curated record
CUCUGUAAUACAUGCAUAACCAAAAUAAGACAUUGAAGUCAUCCUCAUUGAUAAGCAUCUGUUAUUGCAUCCUUUAAAUAUGCAUGAAAACUUAUAUCCCCUCUUUCAAGGAGACCAAGGCUGUUUGCAUGGACUUCCUGCUCAUCUCUGUCUCUAAAAGCAACCCAGUGCACUUACCAGUGUUAAUAGUAGUAUAGCUUUUUAUCCCAAAAUAGUAACUAUCUAUAACAACAAAUAUACUAUAUUCACAGGUGUGUUGGUGGCCUUCCAGAGAUCCAGAACAGGGCAUAAUAAAACGCAUGCUUCAUGUGCUUCUUGCGCUCCCUGAGUUUCUGGGAAGGGUGAGCUUAGGAGCACCAAACCCUAGUGCCGAUCGUUCGUAACGUAGCACUUCCUUUCUCCUUCCCUGCAGCGGGGCAGCGUGUACUCGCUGGGCGCGUCCUCAAACGUCUCUUCUGCCCGCUCCCGCUCCCAUUCUCACGCCCGCUACAGAACCAGGGCCGCCAACUCAGAAGUGGACGAGAGCCUCUUUGGGAUGGUCAAGAACGUCCACCUCCCGCGCUCGGGCAGCCCCAUCGUGGUCCUUCAGGAUGCCAAGCUGGCCAUGGGGAAGUCGCUUGGCUGGGGCCACAAGCCUGAAACCAUCCGCCUCAUCACGAGAGACCUCAUCCGGGAUCUUGUCGUGCCCAAAGUGGACCCGUCAGGGGAAUCCCUGAUCAUAAGCCCUCAGGACUACGCACGCAUCAAGGACGCGUCCCAGGUGCUGACGAAGGAGGAGCGCGAAGCUCAACAAGCCGUCCUCAGGGCGGAGCGAGAAGCCAUCAUGGUUGCAGUGAACGAGCGGAAGAAAUCCAUGAAGCUGAAGGAGAUCUUGCGGAAGAAGAACGAGAAACUCAACGACCUGGAACAGGAGGCCAAGGAGCGGGCGCAGUACCUGCUGGAGCGGGCCGCCAACCUGCGCAUAGAACAGGAGGAUGAGAUCAAGAAGCUUGGCGAGAUCAUCCUGGAGGCCAAAUGCCACGCCAUCCGUGAUGCGCAGAUCCUGGAGAAGAAGCAGAUUGAGAAGGAGCUGUCCGAGGAGGAGAUGCGGCUGGACCACAUGAUGGAGGCGGAGAGGCAGAAAGCCAACAAGAUGCAGGACGAGCUGGAGCGAAAGAGGAAGGAGGAGCUUUUCCGGGGGAGGCGCCACAUCAUCGAGCAGAUAGAGAAGAACGAGGAGUUGCGGGCUAUGAAGGCCGAGCAGCGGGACCAGGAGGCACAGGAGAUGCUGGACUACCUGGAGCGGCUGCAGUUUGAAGACGAGCGGGAAAUGGAGCGCCGGAGGCUGGAGCAGCUGAAGAUCCAGGCCGAGAUACGGCACAUCAAUGACGAGAAUCAGAAGCGCAAGGAAGAGAAGCAGCAGCAGGAGAAGCAGGCCGACCUGCGGGUGCUGGAGUACCAGCGGCAGAAGAUGGCCCGGGAGGCUGAAUUUGAGGCCGAGCAGGAGAAGAUCCGCCGAGAGAAGGAGAUGGAGACGGCCCGCCUGCGGGCCUUGCAGGAGAAGGCUCAGGACCACCAGGCAGAGCAGGACGCGCUGCGGGCCAAGCGCAACCAGGAGGCGGCCGAGCGGGAGUGGCGCCGGAAGGAGAAGGACGCCGCGCAGAAGAAGGCGCAGACGGAGGCCAUGCUGAAGCAGAGCCGGCUGGAGCAGGUGGCCCACAAGGAGCACAGCCUGGCCGUGCAGGUCCAGCGGGAGCGGGCCGAGUUCGAGCGGAUCGUGCGGAUCCAGCGCGAGCAGAUCGAGAAGGAGCGGCGGGAGCACGCGCGGCGGGUGGCCCUCCAGCAGGCGCAUGCCGACGAGAUCCGGCGCCAGGUGCGCGAGCACCAGCAGAAGCAGGUCCAGGAGCGCGUCGCCCUCUUCGAGGAGGGCAAGCGGCUGAAGGAGGAGGCGCGGCGGCGCAGCGAGCGCCUCAACGAGAUGAAGCGCAAGAAGCUGGACGAGCUCCGAGCUGCCGGCCUCCCUGAGAAGUACUGCGCCGAGGUGGAGCGCAAGGCGUACAUGCAGUCGGCCCCGGUGCACUGAGUGGGAAAGACGCUUCCGGCCACACGCCGCAGCCCUGCCGACUCUCCACGGAGCACCCAGAUGUUCUAUUUAUUAUCCCAAGGGUUUUAUGCGUAGAGGUAUUACUGCAUGUAUCUGAUUUUUUUUCUUUAGGGUCACGACACAGACAUUCAAGAAGAUAUUAUCUCUGUACUUUGCAGAGCCCCUGCUGGCUCCAGCCAGCAUUGUAAAUAAACGUUAAGCAGCUAU